Messenger RNA from Drosophila serrata, 1994 nucleotides. RefSeq names its product Activity-regulated cytoskeleton associated protein 1 (gene Arc1). NCBI's taxonomy places the organism in Eukaryota, Metazoa, Arthropoda, Insecta, Diptera, Drosophilidae. The record is from RefSeq and is a predicted model, not a curated record.
GAGGCUCCUCAGUUCAACACAACCGGCCGCAUUCGCUUCACAGGCUUUGCCCGCCGAAGACUGCAACUCAGAAAACUUAAAACAAAAACGUGUUACCCGCCCACUAAAUCCACUCCAACCUCAAACACACUUACACACAGCCAUGGCCCAGAGUAUUAACCUGACCAACGAGCAGCUCCACGAGCUGAUCCAGGCUGUGCGGGCAUCUGCCGUGAGCGCUGCCGAAUCCGCCGCUGGAGGAGCCGAUGGGACCAAAUCGAAGGCCAAGGGCAGCUUCUCGGCGUGCACACACCGCUUCGGAGGCACCCGCAGCUACGACGAGGUGGAGGAGUUCAUCACCAACAUUGUGACCUAUAAAGAGCUGGAGGACAUCAGCGACGAGAACGCGCUCAAGGGGCUCUCACUGCUCUUCUACGGCCUGGCCUCCACCUGGUGGCAGGGCGUCCGCAAAGAGGCCACCACCUGGAACGAUGCCAUCGCCCUCAUCAGGGAGCAUUUCUCGCCCACCAAGCCCGCCUACCAGGUCUACAUGGAGUUCUUCGAGAAGAAGCAGGAGGACUCUGACCCCAUUGACACAUUUGUGGUCCACAAGCGCGCCCUACUGGCCCAGCUGCCCAACGGUCGUCACGACGAGGAAACGGAGCUGGACCUGACCUACGGCCUGCUGAACAUCAAGUACCGCAAGCACAUCUCCCGCCAGAGCGUCACCACCUUCAAGAAUCUGCUCGAACAGGGCAGAAUCAUUGAACACAACAACCAGGAGGACGCGGAUCUGGCGGCCAACUCUAAGAACGCCCGCGGCGCCCGCCGCACCAUCCGAUGCACCUACUGCAACUUCCGGGGUCACACUCUCGAGGACUGCCGCAAGAGGACUCGAGACCGCGAGGUGAACAACGACGAUUAAGUGGCCAACGCACUUCACAAAAGCGAGGGGGAGAGUAGUGGCCUUCUCCUCGUCAUCAUCAUAGAACUUUUCGUAGCCACACUGGCCGAUCAACGUCAGCGAGAGCCCAACAUCCAGAGGGAGCGGCAACAUGUACGACGGCAACAUCAGCAGCAGCAACAUCAGCAGCAACAUGUUCGACAGCGACAUCCGCAGCUGGGACAUACCGCCCGCAACCGAACCUUCUUCAUACUCACUGGCAAAUGGCGUGCCGGUAAGCCUCGACUAGCUUCUGCCAUCCACUUAUCCACGCAGCUUCCACUGCGCAAUCUACUGUGGAAGCGGCUCCAUCAUCACACAUCGCAACGCCGCCCUGCGGCUGACUUGGCAAAGAACGCCAACUUCCCGCCAGCAAUUAUUUCAAUUGCACCAUUGAAUUUGAACUAUUUGAACUCAAAGAAGCAACGCAACCGAGAAUGUCAGGCGGGGGGCGGCUGAGGAUCAGGCAUUUCGUCCAGAAGUUUGGGGUGUCUCAAUCUUAGACAUCGGAAUUAGUGGGCCCAAGGGUGAGGUUUGUUGCUCGAGGCGAAAGCUUCGGGUGAUUAAAUCGCACUCCGCCUGCGGAUUCCGUGAUCUUUGAUUGAGUCCCCAAAUGGAUGUUGCCUAAUCUUCAGCCGCCCCCCUUCCCUUGGUCAUUCUCACAACCGCCGCCUCCACCUUGUGCCGUUCAGCGGAAGAUCAGCGAUUGGAUGCCAGAAUAUGUGAUCACUAUAUAAACAACAGUGUAGUGAUUGCUGCUUCGGUAACCGUUUUUGUUGCAUUUUUCGCCUGAUUCUGGUCCUUUGUGAAGGUGGCAAAAAACCCCCCGCCCGGCGAUCGCCUGCUUAGAUCCUUUUGUACGUGACACUGACAGCCUCGCGUAGUUGUGGCCCCCGUUUCCGGUUGGAGCGUCGGCGCCUUCCGGUUCCGGGAGUCACUGCCUCGCGCAGUGUCUCUGGUGCGAGUGGAACUACAGCGGGCGUGACCCGGGCAAAACCCUAAAUUUCUUCGGAAAUUUAAAAACCAAACAAUCCAAUUUUGACCUUUGUCAAAAUAUUUUCGAAGUACAUCG